AUGUCUAGAAAUUCUUCUUCUAAUUCUUUGUUUAGACCUUCUAGUGAAGAUAUGGAACGAUCCAUAGAUAAUGUCGAACAGGAACAGAAGUACCAUAAAAGCACUGAACCUGAACAGGCUCCUUUGAGAGCCCCAAGUUUCUCUACAGGAUCUAUCAAUAAUUACAUAAAAACUAGAUUCACAGAAUUGUUACCAACUAAGGAAUACAUGCUAGCCAACAGGGAUUUAUUGAAUCCGUUUCCCGCUAUCAAAGAUAUUCCUGCUAAACAGUGGUUAUUCAUUCUUUCAGGGUUAGCCGCAUGGACAUGGGAUAGUUUUGAUUUCUUUACAGUUUCUCUUAACGUGGACAAAUUAGCCCAAGAUUUGAAUACUGAUGUGAGUCUGAUUACCUGGGGGAUUACUUUAGUUUUAAUGUUGAGAACGGUUGGGGCUUUCAUUUUUGGAUAUCUUGGUGACAAAUAUGGUUCAAAAUGGCCAUUUGUUGCCAAUUUGAUUUUAAUGUGUAUGUUACAAGUUGGUACUGGGUUCAUAGGAACUUUUAAACAGUUUUUAGGAGUUAGGGCAUUAUUUGGUAUUGUUAUGGGGGGAAUAUACGGCAAUGCAACUGCCACAGCUUUAGAUGAUUGUCCAAUACAAGCAAAGGGAUUUAUUUCUGGGGUAUUGCAACAAGGUUAUGCUUUGGGGUAUUUAUUAGCGGUUAUUUUUACUAGAGCAAUUGCUGAUACAACUUCAAAAUCAUGGAGAGCACAGUUUUGGUUUGCCGCAGGUGUAUCUGUUUUGAUUAUAAUGGCCAGAGUUGUGUUGCCUCAAACGGAUGCGUACCAGAAGAAAAAGUUAGAAGAAACAAUACAAGAGUCUUCAGGUGAGAAAACUCAAUCUUUCGAGAAAAAAGCUGCUAAAGUAUUAAAAUAUUAUUGGCUAAUGUUAGUCUACAUGGUUUUACUCAUGGCUGGAUUCAAUUUUAUGUCUCAUGGUUCCCAAGAUUUAUACCCCACCUUUUUAAAGAAACAAUUAGAAUUCAGUGACGAUAAAUCUACUGUCACAAACUGUGUUGCUAAUUUAGGGGCAAUAUUAGGAGGUAUUGUAAUGGGCCAUUUUUCAAACUUUCUUGGCAGAAGACUUUCUAUUAUUGUUUGUUGUAUUUUAGGAGGUGCCUUAAUUUAUCCUUGGGCGUUCGUUACAAAUGGAGGUGUAAAUGCCGCCGUUUUCUUCUUGCAAUUCGGAGUUCAAGGUGCUUUCGGAGUGAUUCCGAUCCAUUUAAGUGAACUUAGUACCCCUGCCUACGAAUACAGAUCAUUUAUCGUUGGUAUUGCCUAUCAGCUAGGUAAUCUUGCUUCAUCCGCUUCAUCUACCAUAGAGUCUACUAUCGGCGAGAGAUUUCCGUUACCAGAAAAAGGAGAAGAUGUUUUCAAUUAUGGUAAGGUCAUGGCCAUAUUCAUGGGAUGUGUUUUCGGAUAUGUGCUCUUGAUCACAUUUAUAGGACCUGAAAUUAGAAUUGUUAGGUCGCAACAAGAACAGGAAGAUAUAAUUGAAGAGAAUGAAAGUAGAAAAUCGUAUUCAAUAGAUAAAAUUGAGAUAGCUAAAUAG
Debaryomyces hansenii CBS767 is the source of this 1587-nucleotide messenger RNA. RefSeq names its product DEHA2D18920p. The transcript has a single exon. Gene Ontology annotation, molecular function: secondary active monocarboxylate transmembrane transporter activity. The record is from RefSeq and is a predicted model, not a curated record. NCBI's taxonomy places the organism in Eukaryota, Fungi, Ascomycota, Pichiomycetes, Serinales, Debaryomycetaceae. Bases 1 to 1587 code for a protein of 528 amino acids. Gene Ontology annotation, biological process: plasma membrane lactate transport. Gene Ontology annotation, cellular component: plasma membrane.